UACUCUCGCAGUUACUCCCCCUGCUCCUGACACAUCCUCUCUCGCUCUCACUCUCUCACAUACACACACACACACACACACACACACACACACACACACACUGCACACUGAUCUGAUCGCAGACACACACGUGUAUUCAUGUCAAGCUCUCAUCUGGACUUGGAGACGAGACAGAAGAAGCCCGAAAAAUACAGGAUCACAGACAGGAAAAGAGCAAGUCAGAUGUGUCUCUGUAUCAGUGAGGGUGAGACAGUUCACACAUGACGGUGACGAAGAGAUGCAGUGAACACAUUUAUUCACUUUUCUUGUGAUCAUUUUUAAACAACUUAAAGUACUGUUUCAGCUCAGUUGUUCUCAUGGCAUCAGUGAGACCCUUCUGUUACCCAACACACAGGGAGAGAGAGAAAGAGAGAGAAAGUCAAGGAGAAGAAUUGCGAACAGCAUAAACAAGAUGAUGGAGAGUCAGAGGGAGGAACAAGCGAGAGAUUAAAACAGAUGCAGAGAAAAAAGAAAAGUCGAUCCAAAUUGCAGAUUACACAAGAGGCAGAAAUUAUGGCGUGAAAACACUGAGCAGAGAAAAUGCAUGAUUCACACCCCACCCCCCCCAUUAACACCUGUCUCUCUCUCUCUCUCUCUCUCUCUCUCUCUCUCUCUCUCUCUCUCUCUCUCUCUCUUUCAUGUUUCUUUAUGUGGGAUUAAUUAUAGCUUCAUUAUAAAUUGCUGUAUAAAAGGUGUGUGUGAGUAAAAGCACACGUUCACUGAUUUACUUACAGACUUUAAGGUCUGCGUCUUUUAUAUGAGCAAAAUAACUGUUUGUAUUUGGCAUAAUAAAGCUGUAACAGAUCACAUCAUAAUAAUCCAGAUCACUAAUCACAGACAGAACAACACUCAGUCUCAGUCUGUGGCAGACAUCAAUCCUGAAUCUUUCACAUUUGUGACUUGUUAAAAUUAUUUAUUUGUGAAUUAGACACAGGGUGUGGGCUUUAUAUCAUGUGUCUAUUUCCUGUUUUUCUUCCUACUUUUUUCUCACGCUAUUCCACACCAUCAUUUCUCCUGUCUUUCUCUUGCCACUUCUGUCCCCUGCACCAUUAAAUGUGCCACUCUCAGUGAUUGUAACUGGAGCAGGUCUGUGUGUGUGUGUGUGUGUGUGUGUGUGUGUGUGUGUGUGUGAGAGAGAGAGAGAGUCUGUUCUCUGUAAGUCAAACACACAGUGUCCGUCAUCUGAUGCCUGGCGUUUCAGUGUGAUGUUUUAAAGGACUUUUUGAAGUUUCAUCCUCGAAACCUGAAUAAAGUCUCAGAGUUCCUCUUCACAGCAAACCUUCUGUUCUCUGAGGCUGUAGGAUCAAAAUCAAACCUCCUCGCGUUAGGAGUUCUAUUUUUAUUUCACUGUGAUUUGCAUUCCAGUCACUGAGAGCUGCAGUUGUAAAAAUGAAUCUAUAAUAAACAGAAAACAGAGUGAAAUAAGACGAGGAGAAAAGACACGUGAUAGACAGGGGAUUUGCUGGUGUAAUAAUAAUGAGUGUGUUGUGGAGUGUGUAUCUGGCUGUGACGCUCAUCUCACACACACACUGCACUCUCUCACCUAAAAAUGAAGUACCACUGCGCACAACUACCUGGAUAAAUGAUGGCAAGAACACACCUGUUCACCUGAGUAAAGGACACACACACAGGUUCCAUUUUACAUUGAGGAAGAAGACGCCAGCUCUGAUGCUCACAGUUUCACCCUGUUCAGGAAGUGUUGAGUGGCAUCUGACUGCACACACCCUGAAGAACAAACCAGCCAAGCAUCAUUACUGGAGCUUUAAGAAGAGUGAGCCUGAAGUGUGGUGGAGAAAACCAACGAAUGAGAAGACACUUCACUCCUAUUCAGGCAGUGCUGUGGACACCUACAUGGGUCCUGCACUUCACCCAAUAUCCAUCUACACACUGCAGAUUAAAUCAGCGCAGGAUGACACACAUGCACAUGUUUAUCUCCAUGAAGGACCUGCACCAUGGGGGUUGUUUCCAGAGUUACCCUUUGACUCCAGAGUGCACUUGCUCGGAGUUGGGAUGAGCAGUGUGACACUGACCUGGAACCCAAGUCCAACUGUUCUCAAAACACUACACACACACAUACACACACAUCCAUAUAAGUACUGUGUUACUGUGAACCGCAAACACAACUACAGGAGUCUGUGUGCCGCACAAGAGAACAGAGCCAUGUGUGCAUGUGAAGAGAUGGAAAGUGUGUGUACCGUCUCUGAUCUUCUUCCAAACACACUCUAUUACUUUGAUGUGUUUGUAAUUAACAGAAUGAACAGCACCAGUGCAGCAUACAUAGGAACUGUGGCACACACACAUACAGAAUCACAAACGCACAAAGAACCACACAUACAUAGUGUGACCCAACUGAGAGAGGGGCAGGUGCAGUGGGUCACACUGAGUUCUGGUGCAGGUGAGAGGCGGAGUUUCCGUUUCCGGCCCCAUGGUGGGCAGAAGAAAGGCCUGCUCACGUUGCUGCGCUGCAACAACGCACACACACACACACUCACUGUUUCAGUCUCGGCCCAAGGAAAUGAGCUGACAUCACAGGAAGUAGGAGAUCAGCUCGUCCAGAUGUGGCUGCAGGGAUUCUCCUCCUACCUGAUUCAGCUCCGACUCGCUGCUUCACACACACAUACAGCAGAGAGUGAGACUUUGUGUUUGAAAAUGCAAGCAUCAUCUGCAUUCCACCGCAGGGAAGCGCCGGCACUGCCACACACACUCCACAUCAAGAGCUUUAACACACUGCGCACCUGCAGCUCUGUUACACUCGCAUGGAUGGGAACCGAGGAACGAGGACUUUACUGCCUCUACAGACGCAGGGAAGACAUGCAGAAUGGGACAGUUGGAAACAGUCUGAAACGGGGUAGACAGAGGAGUGAGACUGGUGGAGACAGAGGGUUAUGGAGUGGACCAAGAAGUGGAAAAGGUCAAGACAUAAUGAUGUGUAGUGAACAGAAGAGUAAGACAGGUCGAAACCAAGUUAAACCCCGUAAACAAAGGAGCGACAUAGACCGUUGUUUAACACCAGAUUCCCGCCCUAAUGAUCAGCGUGUGCUCUGUAAAUACUUCCAGGAACUUGAUGCUCGCCGUGCUGUUACUACGGCAACAGUAAGUGGACUGGAGGCAGAAACACUGUACACUUUUGAUAUAUAUCUCAUGAGACGAUGGGCACUUCCUGUUAAAUACCACAGCAAGACAGUGCGGACCAGGAGAGACUGCUGAGAACUUCACUCACACAGACUGAAUAAACACCUGAAAAACACUACUGAGCGAAGAUCACAUGGCCAUUGUUGCUAUUAUAAUGGUGUGUUUAUUAGAAUUGACACAAAACAUAUCCAACACACUGCAAUAUCACAACUGUCUGAGUUUCAGGCAGGAGAAAAAGAGAUAUUAAGAGAAAUGUCCAACAAUCUGACAGACGGGUGAAACUAAUGUGUCCUGCAUGAUGGAAUAAUUUGUUUUUACUGUGUUUGUGUUUGUCGUGCUUCAGUUUUAUGACCCAAUAAAAACAAAGCUGUAAAAGAACU
Molecule: messenger RNA, 3551 nt
Organism: Tachysurus fulvidraco (yellow catfish)
Lineage: Eukaryota; Metazoa; Chordata; Actinopteri; Siluriformes; Bagridae
Gene: ndnfl
Product: neuron-derived neurotrophic factor, like
Exons: 5
Coding region: 1516-3246 (576 amino acids)
Biological process (GO): extracellular matrix organization
Molecular function (GO): protein binding
Source: RefSeq, a predicted model, not a curated record